This is a messenger RNA of Penicillium samsonianum, 1032 nucleotides long. RefSeq lists its product as uncharacterized. The record is from RefSeq and is a predicted model, not a curated record. The coding region runs from base 1 to 1032 and encodes 343 amino acids. The transcript is spliced from 2 exons. NCBI's taxonomy places the organism in Eukaryota, Fungi, Ascomycota, Eurotiomycetes, Eurotiales, Aspergillaceae.
AUGACAACUCCAGCUGUUCAAAUGGGAUGGAGCCUCACCGAAAGUUCCCAAUCGGUUUUUUCUGUCUUCAGAGGUGUUUUAGCCGCUGCUACAAGUGACAAUGUUCAAGUCCUCGCGAUCAUGGCUUGCGAAAAUUUCGGUACUACGAUUGCUAUGAGCAGCCAGACAACAGCUAAGGUCUUGUCUGCCAUCGUCCCAUCACCAGAACCGGCUUCCAUUAGCUUCUUGAAGAGUCAUGUAGGCUUCUUCAAAGGCGACUGCGCAAGUCAGCUUGGCAAGAGUUUGGCUGGCACCCAUUUCCUAGGAUUAGCGGCUGCUCUUGUGACCACAAUCGGCCCCUUCAAUGGUGCAAGUGCUCUCGACAUCAUGCUUAGGCAUUCUGCAACGGACCUGACGCUUCUUCCGACAGUCAGGCACCUGAACGAUCUAUUAGUGAGCCUUGAGGCUAGGUCAUACCGGUGUGGCUUUGCCGAUUCCGUUUUGGGGUGGCAAAUUCUCCUUCAGAAAGAGGUGCUGCCUCGUAUUGGUUCAGAAGAAGCUCGUCAACAGCUAGUUCAGGGAUUCAUGCGAGUACCUUCUUCGGAGAUAAUAGCCGGCAUUGUUGAUGCUUUUCGUCAGGUGGCAAGAAUGGGAUCUUCUACCAUAUCCGGGGUGACCAUCAAAGUUCACGAGGCAGCGGCUUGGAUCUUAGCCUUCGCACAAUGGUGUCUUGAGCUUCCUCCUUCUGUAUACUUGGAGGGAAUCCCAGAGGCUGUUUGCGAGCAACCCCGGUCACAAGUCCAGAUCAUCAUUAUGACCAAAGAACCAAAACGGUCAUUUGAAUUGACCAUCCACCACAGGUCAGAGAACAUAACCCAUCUCAUAGAGCCUGGUUCUCAGGAAUUCAUCAGCGGGAUGGUCACUAUUGAAUCUUAUUAUCCGUGGCUGUUUCGACGGAUUGGUUUCGAGACUGAAGACAUGAUCCGAUUGCUUCGUCUAGCCCUCGAACACGCAAUUCCUCAAGUCCUAUCAUCGAUGCAGUCAACUCAAUAG